Messenger RNA from Cololabis saira (Pacific saury), 2201 nucleotides. It is a transcript of the gene pigm, whose product is annotated as phosphatidylinositol glycan anchor biosynthesis, class M. The coding region runs from base 210 to 1454 and encodes 414 amino acids. The record is from RefSeq and is a predicted model, not a curated record. Gene Ontology annotation, biological process: GPI anchor biosynthetic process. NCBI's taxonomy places the organism in Eukaryota, Metazoa, Chordata, Actinopteri, Beloniformes, Belonidae. Gene Ontology annotation, molecular function: GPI mannosyltransferase activity; alpha-1,4-mannosyltransferase activity. The transcript has 8 exons. Gene Ontology annotation, cellular component: glycosylphosphatidylinositol-mannosyltransferase I complex; membrane.
GGUGAUCAGGUUUGAAGUGUUUUCACUUACUCCAACCGUCCUCCAGGAAUACACUCAUUUAAACUCGUGUCAUAAAGACCGGCCUCCGUCGUACGUUUGCGUUACAGAUAGAGAUGGCCAGGGAGGAACUGGUGCUGAGGUAAACGGACCAGUCUCACCUGAGAGCUGCACCUGUCCGACCAGUUCACCUGCUGCUGAGGGCGGGGACGAUGGAGGGACUCCUGUCCGCGCUGACCGGGAAACACGUCCUCUUCACGGCCUCCGUGGCCGUCCGGCUGGCUCUGGUGCUGUACGGAGAGCAGCAGGACCGGCUGAUGCAGGUCAAGUACACGGACAUCGACUACCAUGUGUUCACAGACGCCGCGAGGUUCGUCACCAAGGGCGAGUCUCCAUACAACAGGUCGACCUACCGCUACACCCCCCUCCUGGCCUGGCUGCUCAGCCCAAACAUCUACCUCAGCCCGGUGUUUGGGAAGAUCCUCUUCAUCCUGUGUGAUGUGCUGUCAGGACUUCUCAUCUACAGAAUACUCCGUCUGCGAGGUCAGAGUCCUGAGUCUGCACGCCGCAUUUGCGCCCUGUGGCUUCUCAACCCGCUGCCCAUGGGAGUGUCGAGCCGAGGGAAUGCUGAGUCAGUCCUGGCCGCUCUGGUACUGGGAACGUUGCUCUGUCUGGAAGAAAGGCGUUUGGUGUGGGCAGCGUUACUCUACGGCCUGUCUGUCCAUAUGAAAAUCUACCCCGUCACCUACGCCCUGCCCAUUGCCUUGAAUCUCCGCUCACCAGAGAUGAGGGUGGAGGACGGCAAGAACAGGUGGAUUGGGAAGAAGUGUGCCAUAUUUAUUGGAAGGUUCUUCAGUCGCAAGCUUCUCCUCUUUGCCGGCGUGUCUGGAGGAGUAUUUUUCAUGCUCACGGCGCUCUUCUAUUACAUGUACGGGUGGCAGUUUCUCCACGAGACCUACUUGUACCAUCUGACCAGACGAGACAUCAGGCACAACUUCUCCCCGUACUUCUACAUGCUCUACCUCACUGCAGACAGCAGGUGGAGCCAGAUCCUUGGCCUGGCAGCGUUCCUGCCACAGCUCAUCCUGCUGCUGGCAGCAUCAUGGACCUUCCACCGUGACCUGGCCUUCACCUGUUUCCUCCAUACAGCCAUCUUCGUCUCCUUCAAUAAAGUCUGCACUUCACAGUACUUCCUGUGGUACCUGUGCCUGCUUCCUCUGGUCAUCCCACACCUGAGUCUCUCUGUGAAUCAGGGGCUGGGUCUGCUGCUUCUCUGGUUUGCUGGACAGGGCAUCUGGUUGGCUCCAGCCUACUUCCUGGAGUUUGAGGGCUACAACACCUUCCUGUGGAUCUGGCUCGCUGGUUUGCUCUUCUUGGUCAUCAACUGCUACGUAUUGAUUCAGAUCAUAGCUCAUUACAAACCCACACACACUCCACAGAGGCUGAAGGCUGAGUGACCCUCCGGGGAUUUGAAUAUGGACCAAUUUUAUCCCAAUGUGAGUGUGAGGACUCAAACAAUGUUCCAGUCAAUCAUGAACUACAGAUGCAUCUGCAUGAAAAGGUUUUUUUCCCCCCACAGUUUUUAAUUAAUCUAUCUAGUAUAUUUCUUUUUCUUUUUUAUUGAACGGCUAAGUCAUAAAGUUAAUUUGUAAGAUACAAAAAUGUAUUUGUAUUAAUAGCUCUCCUAGUCAUUGCAGGUCAAACUGCUUAAAUCCACAGUGACUCAGAAAACGCAGUGUCGCAGAAAACCGCUCUUGCACUACUUUUUCUAGACUGAAACUGGGACGUCCGCUUCUCCUGUGGUCAGGUCACACGAGGCGGAUGUUCUCGGUUUGACUCGAAGAGCAAAAUAACUUCUGUAGAUCUGAAACUGAAGUUUUCCAGCACUGAGCUGAAAUAUUGAGCAUCUCAGGGUUUUUGUAAUGGCUAUGUUUUCCUCCUUGUGAAAAGCUGUUCCCAGGUGGAACGAGGAUUCACUACGGGCAGGUGUUAGGAUGAACCUGGCAGAUUAAAACUUAGAAAGUCCAGGAAAAUCUAAACUAAAUCAUGUUUUGUGUCUGGAACUUUACCCACACACAAAGAGUUCCUUUUGUUCUGGUUUGUUGGCAAACGAAAAGAAAAACACUUACAGGAUUGUCUCAGAAAAUUAGAAUAUUGUGAUUUUCUGUAAUGCAAUUACAAAAACAAAAAUGUCAUACAUUCUG